Clonostachys rhizophaga is the source of this 903-nucleotide messenger RNA. The record is from the annotation of a GenBank genome assembly. Lineage: Eukaryota; Fungi; Ascomycota; Sordariomycetes; Hypocreales; Bionectriaceae.
AUGAGUUUCCACAGCCUCAUCCGGCCCCGCGUCGCCGGCCCCGCGAUAGCCGCCGCAAGACGGUCGUAUGCCUCAGUGCAGGUCGUCAGCCCCCUGGCCUACGACCUGCACGAGCCGGCGAAGCCCAGGACGGACAAGCAGAACGAGCCCAUUCUGUUCCUCCACGGUUUGUUCGGCUCCAAGAAGAAUAACAGGGCCAUCAGCAAAGCCCUGGCAAGAGACCUGGGCAGAUAUGUCUACGCUUUGGACUUGAGAAAUCAUGGCGAGUCACCACAUGAUAAACGCCAUGACUAUACGGCAAUGGCCGAGGACGUGGCACAUUUCAUCCGGGAGAAUGGCCUCAAAGAGUCUUCCAUCAUUGGUCAUUCCAUGGGUGCAAAGACAGCCAUGACGCUCGCAUUGGGCUCUCCCGACCUCGUCGCCAACAUCGCAUCCGUCGACAACGCCCCGUCCGACAAGAGUCUCGGAAAGGGCUUCGCCGACUACGUCCGGGGCAUGAAGCAGAUCGAUGCCUCCAACUGCAAACGGCAAGCCGAGGCCGAUGAGAUUCUCAAGCAGUACGAGGAGUCCAUCACCAUCCGCCAAUUCCUUCUGGGCAACCUCUACCGCCCCCCAGGCGAGGACGUCACCAAGUUCCGUGUCCCGCUGGACGUGCUCGGCCGCUCCCUCGACAACCUGGGCGACUUCCCCUACAAGGACCCGAACCAAAUCCGCUUCGGGAAGCCUGCACUCUUCGUCCGCGGGACCAAGAGCAAGUACGUCCCGGACGAGGUCCUGCCUCUGAUAGGCCAGUUCUUCCCGCGAUUUCGGUUGGUCGACAUCGACGCGGGCCAUUGGCUCAUCUCUGAGCAACCCGAGGCGUUUAGACAAGCCAUCGUCGAGUUUCUCUCGCCACAGGAAUAA